Molecule: messenger RNA, 2199 nt
Organism: Enterobius vermicularis (human pinworm)
Lineage: Eukaryota; Metazoa; Nematoda; Chromadorea; Rhabditida; Oxyuridae
Source: the annotation of a GenBank genome assembly
AUGUUAUCAAACAUAACUGUUGCAAAUGUUGCUGCCAUCAACGAUGAUUAUGAUGAUGAUGGCUCGUAUUCGGCUCGUAAACCACCCAUUGCUCCGUCAUCUACAAAUUCACAAGGUUAUUGUACAGCGCUUGGAAAGACAAUUUUUGAAUUAAAAGCACGACAAGAUCGAGGUGUUGAAGAACGAAAAGGUGUUUCACCAAAAAAUAAUAUUUUUGCUGCAUAUAGAAAACGCGAUGACUUCUUCUCAGCAAAAGAUUCAAUAAUCCCAAAAUCCUUUCAGCGGACGCAGUAUGAGCAGGGCAAAACGUCAUUUUUUGGAAGUAAGACGCCAGAGAUUAGUCGACCCACUUAUCGCAUUAGUGCUUACCAAAGUGAUGCUGAAAGUCCACCGUGGAUCAAGCAGGCCGCCGUGCAACGAUGUUCAAGCGCUAUGGACAUGAACGGAAUACUAACAGAAAAAAAGCGAAAUUUUGGUCAAGAUGGUCAAACAGUUUCUUCAACCUACCCUGAUUGGAAUCGAGGUGUUGUCAAUUCGCAAAAUUCAUACAGCACAUUACCCCCAAGAGCAGAUGCCGAUUCCGUUUCUUAUCGUUUUAACAGCAAUUCAGCGUCACCUCAGCUUUCGAUGCAUAAUCAAUUUCCCAGCACUCCAGAAAGAACCCCAGCAUUUGAAAACAUGUAUUCUACAAUGCCAAAACGGGACACCACGCCAAUUGAACGAUACCGGACGGUGACAUCAGUUGGAACAUCAACUCCUCCACUGCCACCAACAAAGCCUUGCAGUGAAUGUUCAGCAUUAAGAAAUCAAUUGCUCGAUCUAUCAGAAAGGCUUGCCGCGGUCGAAAAACAACGUCUGUUAAAAGUACUUGAAAAUAAAGAGCCAGAAUCUUUUAAGUUGAGUAAAAGUGUUGGCACUGACCUGGAACAGAGAGCAUUUGCUGACAAAAAAAUUGGCAAUGAAUAUGCCCCAAGUCUUGAUGUUGCCAUUUCAACAAAUCCUGUAAGUUACGUUGAUUUCGCCGGUGAUGCACUAAACACUGAAUGUGAAAGUAAGACGACAAGUGUAACUUACAACGAUCGUUUAAUUUAUGGCCAAGUUAAAGAUAGUUCCGUAUCUCCACCGAUGAAGCCGCUUUGUAUAUCUUUUGGUGUUGCUACUGACCCGCUCCCAACAAGCAUUGGUCUAACUGAUCAAAAUUCUACAAAAGAACCCGACAAUGCUGAAAAAAAAUGUUACUCAGACGCAGCUAACUGCACAGAAGCAAUGAGCUGUAAAGGUGAAUUUGAUGACUGUGCUUGCGAAGCUCAUCUAAGAGCACCAACAAAAGAUGAAGGUACUAUGACAGUGCAGCGAAUUUUGAUCAGCCGGGCUUCUGGAACUGUCAAACCUUUUAAGCUGAAGGAAGCAGCGAUCGAAACUGACAUUGUUAAUAUAGCUUCUAGUGCCAUACAGACAGAAGCUUGUCUGACAAAGACUGUGGCGCUUGCGACCACCAGUGUAGAUGUCAAAGAACGUGGAGUGAGUCCAGUUCAAGAUGUUUUUACUCAUGACGCGUCAACAGUUUGUGAUAUUGUCGUCAAUGUCCCAAAACCCCCACCAAAACCACAGAGUGAAGAGGCUGUUGCUCAAAGUUGUAGUAAAAAGCAUUACGCAGAUGCUACGACACAGAGUGAUAUAGAACCUGAUCAUACUGAACCUCGUGUGUUGAGCGACUCUGAAAUUGCUGAGUCGUUGUGGCUUAUGCCAUCAAAAGAUACUGUCGAAACUGCAGUGGGAAAUGAUGACGAUUAUGCCAUAGAGAUGAGCAAUACAGAUGAAGAUUGUAAAGAAAAUCACAUCGAAGAUGCCAGUAGUGAUACGGCAGCUAAUAAUGGAGAGGAUGAAGAUGUGAUUUCGAUUACUGAAGAAACAAUAUCCGAUCAAGAAGUUGCUGAUAUGAACGAGUCUGUGGAAGAGUCGUUUGUUGAACGACAAGAGGCAGACGAUGAUGUAAAAACUAAACCGCGAGCACUUGGUCAACAGCGUGCUGCUGUGGUUCGAAAGCUGUUAACAGAAACCAAAAUUCCACAGCCAAACAAUAAUUUUGUUCGUGGUACCGUAGCUUCGCGAUCUUGUCGAGUUGAGAGUAAAAAAGGCGACUCAUUGCAGUAUAUUACCGACCAAUACAAAGUGAAGGUUUGUUAUCAUUGGAUUUAG